Messenger RNA from Telopea speciosissima, 3360 nucleotides. RefSeq names its product small RNA 2'-O-methyltransferase-like. Gene Ontology annotation, cellular component: cytoplasm; nucleus. The transcript is spliced from 10 exons. The record is from RefSeq and is a predicted model, not a curated record. The coding region runs from base 248 to 3121 and encodes 957 amino acids. Gene Ontology annotation, biological process: piRNA processing; RNA methylation; siRNA processing. Gene Ontology annotation, molecular function: peptidyl-prolyl cis-trans isomerase activity; O-methyltransferase activity; RNA methyltransferase activity. Lineage: Eukaryota; Viridiplantae; Streptophyta; Magnoliopsida; Proteales; Proteaceae.
UUUUUUCUCCUUGUUCCCCAAGUUUGCAAGUGCUUUUUGUUGAACUCGCCAUUACUUUUCACUGUUGCGGUUCAUUUUUCUUCUCUUUGCGAAUCUUUUUGUUCUUUACUAUAUACUGCAGUGAGGUUUAGAAUUCUUCACUUUUCGUUUCGUGCUUUACAAGAAAAGGAGCAAAGUUGGCAGUUCCCUAAGUUACUUUGUUGUGUGUUUAUACCUAUUUAUAAACAUUGCUGUGGAAUUGUUGUAAAUGGGAGAAACCCCGACUAUCCAAACAAAGAAGUCAAAUCAAACUCCCAAGGCUAUUAUACACCAGAAAUAUGGUUCCAGUGCUUGCUAUCGGAUAGAGGAAGUGCGGGAACCUGUCCAAAACAGUUGUCCAGGACUUGCUAUCCCACAACAGGGUCCCUGCCUCUUUCGCUGUAACUUGCAGCUUCCAGGACUUUCUGUUACUUCAGAAGCUUUCAAAAAGAAAAAGGAUGCUGAGCAAAAUGCUGCACAGAUGGCUAUAGAAAAGCUUGAUAUCCAACCUGCGACUGAUAGUUCCACAUCACAAGAACCAUGGGAUGUGUUAAUUGCUGCCCGUAUCUCUUCUCUUUUUUCCAAUGAGUUCCUUUCAUCGCAAAAUCAACCGCAACAUCCACUUAUUGGUCACUUCAGGGCAGCAUUACAGAGAGAGACUGAAGAGUGUGGUUUACUUCCUGUGUCCAUCCUUGCUACAUAUGAUGCGAAGCUUAAUAACUUAUGCAAAUCCAUCAAUCAUAAGUUGGACAGGAAUCCACACUUGAUUGUGACACUUAUUAUGAAGGCUGCAAGAAAAUCUGGUUCUGCUGCUAUUUCUCAAGGAAAGCUCUGGAUUUCGAAGCAGACCCCGUACACUCCGGAGAUUCUGCAAGCUUUAACUAGCCAGCAAUUGAGCUCAUCAGAAGGGAUCUGGAUCCAGGCCGUAAGAAUUCCCUGUUCUAUUGAGAAGCCUGUUGAGCCAGUUACUCUUUAUAUUUCUUCCGAUGGAUAUUAUAUGGAUGCCAUCGCACAAGAACUUGGUCUAACUGAUACUUCUCAGAUUUUAGUAUCAAGGACUGUUGGCAAAGCAUCGUCUGAGAUGAGACUGUACUUUUCUGCGUUGGAGUCACCUGUUCCAUCGGAUUUAUCAUUGGAAGAUCUAUUAGAUGCAAAAGAACCUGUUACCAAUGAAUCUUUCAAUGACAGGGCCUCUUAUUUUUCAAGUCAAAAUAUAUAUGGAGAUGCUAUAUUGGCAUCCAUUGGAUAUACAUGGAAGUUUCCAGACCUUUUCCAUGAAGACGUAUCGUUGGGUACCUACUACAGGAUGCUGAUUGGCAGGCUACCCAAUGGAGGUUAUAAGUUAUCUAGAGAGGCAAUACUUGUGGCAGAGUUACCUAUAGCAUUCACUUCACGUUCAAACUGGAGAGGUUCCUACCCGUGGGAUCUCCUUGAAAUGUUCUGCCGUCAGCAUUGGUUAUCAGAACCGGUCUACUCUAUAAUAAGUAUAACUGAUCUGGUGGAUCCUUCCUUAGAAACAUCACAAGCAUCCAAAAAGUUAAAAGUAGCAAAUCCAGCUGAAGAAGAAACAAAAUAUGCGAAUGGACGAUCACAUGCUGCCAAUGAUAAGGAAUCGAUAGCACCUGGAGGUUCUUGCCGUUGUGAAGUGAAAAUUUUGUCUAAGGGUCAAGAUCUUAUAAUUGAGUGCUCACCUGUAGAUUCAUAUAGGAAGCCUAAUGAUGCCAAACAGAAUGCUGCUUUGAAAGUUCUGUCAUGGUUAAACAAAUAUCUUAGGAAGUUAGAUAUGCAUGUAGAGAAGCUGUCCUCCUCUGGGGCCACUCAUGGUCUUUGUUUUUAUCCCGAAAAUUUUUCGAAGGAGUUUGCAUUGUGUCUGUCUGUUCAUGCUGGUCAGCUUGCAAGUUCUCUUCGAAAAUGCAGUUUGUUGGCCUCAAGUUGCAUGGAUCAGCUGAACACAACCCAGGAACAUGGUGUGUGUUCUUUCAAAACCGAAGGUUUGGAUUCUGGUGUUUUCCCAUCUAACGGGUCUUUAAUAUGCAUAAGUUAUGUUGUCUCUUUAGUAAGAAAAGGGGAACAUAUGAAAGAAUCUCUGGAGAGCAGUGAUGAGUUUGAGUUUGAAGUAGGAACGGGAGCAGUGAUCCCCCAGGUUGAAGCAUGCGUAACUCAGAUGUCAAUGAACCAGUCUGCUCAUUUUAAUACUGAGCUUCCGCCUCGUGAAUUUAUUUUUGCUGCAGCUGGUGAUUCUUUGAAGUCAAUUUCACUGUUAUCUAUGGGGGCAUGCUUCUUGGAGUAUUCUAUAUCUUUGCUGCGUGUGACGGAACCCUUAGAAGAUAGAAUGGAGCAGGCUCUGUUCAGCCCUCCUCUGUCAAAGCAGCGAGUGGAAUACGCAUUGAGACACAUCAAUGAAUCCUGUGCUACUACUUUGGUUGACUUUGGCUGUGGGUCUGGCAGUCUACUGGAUUCUCUAUUGGAUAUGUCCACCUCCCUGGAAAAAAUUGUUGGCGUUGACAUUUCAAGGAAGAGUCUAAGUCGUGCUGCAAAGGCACUCCAUUUGAAACUAAGUGAAAAUUCUGACCCUGCUAAACCAAGUAGAGGCAUAAAAUCUGCUUUGCUAUAUGAUGGUUCCAUCACAGUGUUCGAUUCUCGUCUUGGUGGAUUUGAUAUUGGCACUUGCUUAGAGGUAAUUGAGCAUAUGGAGGAAGAUCAAGCGUGUUUGUUUGGUGAUGUUGUGCUGAGUUCUUUUCGUCCAAGUAUUCUUAUUGUCUCCACACCAAACUAUGAGUACAAUUCUAUACUCCAGAGAACUGAUUUAUCAAAGAAGGAUGAGGAUCCAGAUGAGAAGAUGCAGUCUCUGCCUUGCAAAUUCCGCAACCAUGAUCACAAGUUUGAGUGGACCCGAGAGCAGUUCAACAAUUGGGCUUCAGACCUUGCCAUGAGGCACAAUUACAGUGUCGAGUUCAGUGGGGUUGGUGGAUCUGCUGAUGUGGAACCCGGUUUCGCCUCCCAGAUUGCCAUCUUUAGGAGAGGGCCAAUAGAUGCGGAGUGUUCAGAAAAUUUAGAUAUCGCCCAACCCUAUGAAGUUAUAUGGAAUUGGAGUCGCAGUUGAUGGAAGUUAAGAAUACCGAGUCGGUUUCUCCAUCUGUAAGACAUUGCAAAUUGAUACAUCUUUUUGUCUGCAUCUAAUGGAAGUUUAGAGUUAGGGGCUCUUUCUUUAGAGCUAGCUUAACGGUGAGGGUUCUUUUCUUUCAAUUUUUUUAUGUAUGAAGCAUAUAUAUACCGCAAUAUCUAUUACAUGUAUAUACUGAGAAUGUUAUUUAAAGGCAGUGAGCCCAUAAUUUCAUGAUA